Molecule: messenger RNA, 309 nt
Organism: Micromonas commoda
Lineage: Eukaryota; Viridiplantae; Chlorophyta; Mamiellophyceae; Mamiellales; Mamiellaceae
Exons: 1
Coding region: 1-309 (102 amino acids)
Source: RefSeq, a predicted model, not a curated record
AUGGCGUUGCCACACGCGGGCGUGUCACGGCUCCAGUGUGGCAAAAAGGGAAAAAAAUCCCGCAAGAUUCGGAGGCUGGAUAUUUAUAACCACCUCCCGGCGGAUUUGUACAGCGCCCAGUACAGAAUAGUCCCCGGCCACGUCGAAUCGGGGAAGAUAAAAAUCGAAUCGAGGAAAAAUCUUGAGUUAUUCUUGAGUUACGGGGGUACGAUUGUUCAACAUGGGCGAUACCAUCAACACCUCAACACCCUUUUUGGACCUUCGAGAAUUUUCAGAGGUGUUAUACCCAGACCCGCGGCUGGGUUAUAG